This is a messenger RNA of Helianthus annuus (common sunflower), 1639 nucleotides long. Its product is annotated as UDP-glycosyltransferase 91C1. The record is from RefSeq and is a predicted model, not a curated record. Bases 4 to 1440 code for a protein of 478 amino acids. NCBI's taxonomy places the organism in Eukaryota, Viridiplantae, Streptophyta, Magnoliopsida, Asterales, Asteraceae. Gene Ontology annotation, molecular function: UDP-glycosyltransferase activity. The transcript has a single exon.
UCCAUGGGAUGGGUAUCAGCUUCAUCCAUGGAGCAAACAAGAGAUGAAAAAGGUCUCCAUAUAGUGAUGUUCCCAUGGCUAGCCAUGGGCCACCUCAUACCUUUCUUUCACUUCUCUAAGAUCUUAGCUCAAAAGGGCCAUCAAAUUUCAUUCAUUUCCACUCCAAGAAACCUGGACAGAAUUCCCAAAAUACCCCCUAAACUCUCCCAUAAUAUCAAACUAGUCUCACUCCCCUUUCCAAAAGUGGAAAGUCUGCCAGAACAUGCAGAGUCUUCCAUGGACAUACCUUACCAAAAAGCCCAGUUUCUGAAAAUAGCAUUUGAUCUUCUGGAGCCACUUCUUUUGACUUUUCUUCAAACCUCAACACCAAGGGUUGACUGGAUCAUCUUUGACUAUGCUUCACAUUGGGUACCCUCUCUUGCAUCAAGACUUGGCGUCUCUACUGCUUACUUUAGCCUUUUCACUGCUGCAACACAAGCUUUUCUUGGACCUCCAUCUCUGCUGUUAAAUGCCGGCCAAGUCACGAGAUCAGCAGCUGAGGAUUACUGUCGGGUGCCUGAAUGGGUCCCGUUUAAAUCGGAUAUAGUUUACCGCCUCCACGAGGUAACAAAGUACACCGAAGGUGCGGUCGGGAAUGAAUCAGGCACUUCGGAUACCAUAAGGUUUCUAGCCUCCAUUGAUGGCUGUGAUUUGGUUUUGUUUCGAACGAGUUAUGAAUUUGAACCGGAGUGGUUUGAUCUUGUUUGUGAGCUUUAUCAAAAACCCGUCAUCCCAAUUGGUGUUUUGCCCCCCUCACUCGAAAAUGAUGAUGGGAUUGAUGAAAAUUGGGAUCUUAUUAAGAAAUGGCUAGAUGAACAGCAGGCUAACUCGGUUGUCUAUGUCGCACUUGGAAGUGAGGCAGUUCUGAGUCAAAUCGAACUCAGUGAGUUGGCUUUAGGGUUGGAGCGUUCGGGCUUGCCUUUCUUUUGGGUGAUAAGAAAGUCAAUCACCGAGUCAGCUCAGCUUCCUAACGGUUUUCUCGAGAGGAUCAAGGGUCAUGGGGUUGUUAACAUCGGGUGGGUCCCACAAGUUAGGAUACUAAGCCACUCAUCAAUAGGUGGAUUCUUGACUCAUUGUGGAUGGAACUCCGCAAUUGAAGGGCUCACGUUUGGGCGGGUUUUAAUAUUUUUCCCUGUUAUGAACGACCAAGGUUUGAAUGUGAGAUUAUUGAGUGGAAAAAAAUUGGGAGUAGAGAUUCCUAGAAAUGUGAAAGACGGGUCUUUUACGAGUGACUCAGUUGCUGAGUCAAUUAAAUUAGCUAUGGUGAGUGAAGAAGGGGAGGCAUUGAGGGAAAAUGCAAGAGAAAUGAAAGUGGUGUUUGGAAAUAAGAGCAAGAAUGAUCAUUAUAUUGAUGCUAGUAUAAAUCACUUGGUGAAAAUGAGGAAACCCUGUGUAAUAUAGGGAAGCAAUUUGUAGUUUUUGUGCUGGAUUAUACUCUGUGGCAGUUUACUCUACUUUGUUAUUAGUAAACUUUAGAUAUGGAUAGUUUAAUAAAACUUCAAGUGGGCCAAAAAAAAAAGUUUAAUAAAUCAGUAGCUCUCUAGUCUUUUAUUGGAAAUAAAAAAGUGUUGUUUUAGGUAUCGAAAACGGUUUGCUGCUA